Molecule: messenger RNA, 1132 nt
Organism: Neltuma alba
Lineage: Eukaryota; Viridiplantae; Streptophyta; Magnoliopsida; Fabales; Fabaceae
Product: xyloglucan endotransglucosylase/hydrolase 1
Exons: 4
Coding region: 7-888 (293 amino acids)
Biological process (GO): cell wall biogenesis; xyloglucan metabolic process
Cellular component (GO): apoplast; cell wall
Molecular function (GO): xyloglucan:xyloglucosyl transferase activity; hydrolase activity, hydrolyzing O-glycosyl compounds
Source: RefSeq, a predicted model, not a curated record
CAAGCCAUGGCCUCUUCUCACUGGUGUUUCUGUCUGGUUCUCAUAUCCCUGGCCUCUGCCGCUUUCGCCGCCGUCCCGAAGAGGGCCAUCGACGUUCCCUUCGGCCGAAACUACUACCCAACUUGGGCUUAUGAUCACAUCAAAUACAUCAAUGGAGGUUCUGAGGUUCAUCUCAACCUCGACAAGUACACUGGUACUGGUUUCCAGUCCAAAGGAUCUUACUUGUUUGGCCACUUCAGUAUGCACAUCAAGAUGGUUCCUGGCGAUUCUGCUGGCACCGUCACAGCUUUCUAUCUAUCUUCCAAUAACAACGAGCACGACGAAAUAGACUUUGAGUUCUUGGGGAACAGAUCCGGACAACCUUACAUUCUGCAGACAAAUGUCUUCACCGGAGGCUCGGGUAACAGAGAACAGAGAAUCUACCUCUGGUUUGAUCCCACCAAAGAAUAUCACAGAUACUCUGUUCUCUGGAACCUGUAUCAGAUUGUAUUCUUUGUGGACGAUGUGCCAAUCAGAGUGUUCAAGAACAGCAAGGACCUUGGCGUGAAAUUCCCAUUUCAACAGCCCAUGAAAAUAUACAACAGUUUAUGGAAUGCAGAUGACUGGGCCACGAGGGGUGGUUUGGAGAAGACAGACUGGUCCAAAGCUCCCUUCAUAGCGACCUACAAGGGAUUCCAUAUCGAUGGGUGUGAGGCCUCCGUGAACGCCAAGUUCUGUGCCACUCAGGGCAAGAGAUGGUGGGACCAGCCUCAGUUCCGUGACCUUGAUGCUCUUCAAUGGCGAAGACUCAGAUGGGUUCGCCAGAAAUUCACCAUCUACAACUACUGCACCGACCGUAAGCGCUUCCCUGUAAUGCCACCUGAAUGCAAGAGGGACCGCGACGUUUAAAGCUUUAAACUUUUAUUUUUAUUAAUGUCAUAAGUUCAUACGAUUCCAUCUGUGUUUUCUUCUUGUAUUUGUCAUUCCGUUUACUACUGUCAGGAUUAUACUACACUAUUGGUUGAACUAUUUAAUUUUAACUAUAAAGAAGAUGGGGAUUCGGGAGAAACAGGGGAGGCUCUCUUUCUAGGAGAUUUCAUGAUGUAAGGCACUGUCUCCGUGAUUGAAUAUAAAAUUCAUAUACUUCAUCUUU